CCAGGAUCGGAACAGAUGGCAGCAGUGCACCCGGCCUUUCUCGAGCCUCCAUCGUUUCCUCAUUUUCCUGGACCGCUCCGACCUGCUCGUGCGAACGUAUUUGUAGUGUCGCGAUACGACUUCCUCGAACUGCCUCGAACGUUCGACGCCAUGCUGAGACCUCUGCUGCUUCUGUGCUGGGUCGCGACGAUCAUGUCAGCUGACCUGGGGACUGCAACCAAUUCCAAUCCAACUGGCUUAAAUGAACAUAUGAAAUCAACUGUAGAGAUAAAGGAUCCAAACUUGUCUAUAUCUUCAAGUACGAAUGUGGGUUCAAAGCCAGAUGAUAAAUCGACAUCAACUCUAACUUUGAAUGCAGCUUCAACCCCUGAGCCAACUCCAAUAGAGACAACCCCACCACCCAAGAAGCCUUCGACUAAGCCACCCCCACCCCCACCUAUAACCUCUACGACAGCUCCUAACACAAGCACUGCUGCUCCUACAACACCAGCACCGACAACGCCAGCACCGACAACGCUAGCACCGACAACGCCAGCACCGACAACGCCGCUUCCUCCACCGAGUAGCGGGAGAUGGUCAUUUGCAGAGAACAAUACGUUGUGCAUAAUUGUUCAAAUGGCUGUGCAAUUCAAUUUUUCCUUUACCAAUGUUGAUAAUGUGACGAUUCACAAGGCGAUGGACAUACCCCUCAGCAGUAAUGUAACUACAGGAAAAUGUGGAAAAACCGAGCAGAACUUGACGUUGUCGUGGAAAUUGCAAAACAACACCGCCAUGAAUAACUUCACGAUUCAUUUCGUGAAGAAUGAGACAGAAAAAUAUUACUCUCUUCAUCACUUUGAGAUCUCUCUGGCAGCCACAGAAUUCCCGAAUGUUAAAUCAAAUAAGACGGUGACUCUGGUACAUGUUGCACCGUCUUUCAAAACUGGAUUAAGCAACUCGUACAGAUGUAUCAAAGAACAGCAAUUAAAUUUGACUCUUGAGGGUAAAAAUGUAACUGUAGGACUUCUGAAAGUAACCAAUUUACAGUUUCAAGCUUUCCGAGGUGAUAACUCUACUACUUUCGGCCUAGCCAAGGAUUGUUCGUUCGACACUCCUGAUAUUGUUCCCAUAACAGUGGGCUGUGCACUGGCGGGCUUGGUGGUAAUCGUAUUGAUCGCAUACCUUGUCGGCCGCAGACGAAGUCAGGCUCGCGGUUAUCUUAGCAUGUAAGGCGAGUUUCCGCGUGAGGUUUCCUUUUCUCCCCUAUCCCUCUUUUUUUAAAUCGUUAAACUGAUUUUUUUUAUUUGAUUCUCCGUUUUAACGGACUCGAUGAUCUUAUCGCGAGUCUAUGUAGUUGUACUUUGUGUUCUAUAGCCACGAGGGCUGUGACACAUGUUAAGAGGAAAAACAAAAAUAUAGUUUAUACAUUUGUAAAGUUAUCACGCCCAUGUGCGGCAAUAUUAGAAAAUAAAAAAAGAUACGUAUCGCAAGGCGGUUCAAAACUAAACAGGGUGGGUGAUGAUUUCGAAGCAACGUGCUCCGUUUCACAAGGGCAAAUACUCUCUAUUUCUCUCUCUAAUAAAUUAACAUAAUUAAAUCAUGAGAUCUGCAUUGGUAUCUGUAUGACGCUCCACUUUUAACUGACAGCAAGAAUCGUUUUUGAUUUUUCAUAAACACUGCAGCACGGAAUGAGAAUAAAGAUAAAAAUUCCGAUCAGUAUAUGUAUACUGUUGAAACCACACGUCAAAUAUCCGUGCGCUGAAUUCGCAGCCUCUUGUAACGAGAUACGUUAAUAAUGCGUAGUUUUCCUUAUCCAUUCUCUUUUGUUUUUUUUUGGUUUUUUUUUUUUAUAUUAAAGGAAUAAUAUCCUGAUUUUAAUUACCGUGAUACGAUACGCCUUUAUAUAUACAUACUUAAUACAUAUGUCGAUAUGUGUUUCCGUUACAUUCGUAUUCGAAUUCUUUUUAUUAAACUGUACUGUGAAGUAAAUAGCAGUUGUUUGUAUAGCCCUAGGUAUGCGUGCGUGAGUGUAUCAGAAAUAGUAUGAAGGAGCACGAGCUUCACCCGUCAAUGUUUGGGCUUCACUUUGAAUAAGCAUUAAAUAUUAUAAAUUAGACACUAUAAAUAGUGCAAUUUUUUUAGGUGUUAAAAAUUAUUAGCUUACAUCAAAUGAAUAAAGUAAAAAUUAACAUCAAAAGAACGAUAGCUCAAUUAAUAUAAUGUGCAAAAUUUUGGAAAAAUUUUGUUUCUCUGAUAAACGUUUAAAUAUAUUCAAUUUAAUAUAAAUUAUAUAGUCUCGUGAGAGAAAAGAUAUACCACCGCUUGUAGAAGCACUAAUGAUUUUCAGUGCAGAAAGCAUUUUAUGCGUUUUAUGCCGCUGUUGCUCUUGACAAUGAUCAUGUAAUUUUUUUGCUUCGUGUGGAAACGUGAAAGUGAUGAUUUUUGCAUUAACUUUAAAGGUAAAAAUUUUCACUUUCCACAUUUUUGUCCGAGAGAAAAUAUAUGAUCGCUCGAAGGCGUCUCGGCUUUUUAUCUAAUAUAGGAUAAUAUACGAGGCUUUGUGGUGUUUGUAUUAAAAAAAAAAAAAAAAAAGCAAAUGGGAUUUCAGAAUUUAAAAGGAGUUUUCGUGUGUGUACCGUGCUGCUUCAUAAGUACUAUAUUACGACAAGACUGAACGACGAGUAGUGAGAUGAAAGUGGAGGGCAAAAGUAAAGUAAAAAAAAUAUAUAUAACAAAUUAAAGUAAUUGAAUAAAGCGCUGUACAUAAAGAACAAAGUAGUAAUACUACUUUUGGAUUACGAGCAUGUAUUGCAGCUAGGAGCAAGAUCUACAUAUAUUAUCAACAAUAAAAUGAAAUAUUUCAAGGAUA
This is a messenger RNA of Solenopsis invicta (red fire ant), 2848 nucleotides long. RefSeq names its product lysosome-associated membrane glycoprotein 1 (gene Lamp1). The transcript has 5 exons. NCBI's taxonomy places the organism in Eukaryota, Metazoa, Arthropoda, Insecta, Hymenoptera, Formicidae. The record is from RefSeq and is a predicted model, not a curated record. Bases 16 to 1209 code for a protein of 397 amino acids. Gene Ontology annotation, cellular component: membrane.